GAUAUAAGCAGCUAUAUAUUCCCGAUCCUCGAACAGUGAUCCUUUACCUUCCUGUCCUUUUAGCACUGCAACUUUCGCUUCCCCGGUCUUUGCUUUUGUCGCCAUGGUUCGUCGAUAUAAGGUCGGUGAUGAUGAGCUUAUCAAAGGCCAAAUUCGAGCUUUGUGGUUGGUGGUGGAAAAGGGAGAACCCCUACAGACGCUAUGAAAUGGGAAAACCUAACCCUAGAGGUGGGUAAGGUUAUGAUCCGUAUGAGGUCCGGGUGUAUCAGCGGGACAGUAAACCCUUUCCCCGCAUUCUUCACUGUCUACCCCACCUUCCCUGCCUCAAGGCUCAAACUUUCAAGUCUUGAAGACUUUUAAAAACGUACAUGUCCCUCGAUUUUCCAUUACUAUAGCGUCGAAUGAGUACCCAUGCGUUGAGGAGGAGAGACAAGCAAAGUCUGCACUUCAUCGUUCGGUCAGGGAUCGCAGGAGGUGUUGCAGGUUGCGUCGCAAAAUCCGUGGUUGCACCACUUGACAGAGUCAAGAUCUUAUUCCAAGCCAACAAUCCAGACUUCGAUAAAUAUGCGGGAACGUGGAGUGGUGCCUUUAAGGCGGCAAGUCGGAUAUACAGGCAGAGAGGCGUCCUUGGUUUGUUCCAAGGUCACUCUGCGACCCUACUCCGCAUAUUUCCGUACGCGGCCAUAAAGUUCAUGGCAUAUGACCAGCUAGAAUACAUCUUGAUGCCUACUAGAGCGAAACAGACCAACCUACGCCGUUUCACUGCUGGCGCGCUUUCAGGAAUGACGUCUGUGUUCUUUACAUACCCACUGGAGCUCAUACGUGUCCGUAUGGCUUACGAUACACGGAAUGGUCCAUCAACACGCCCUACAUUCCUCUCUGCAAUGUCUAAAAUCUACCACGAAUCCACCCUUCCCUCGUCUGCUAAUUCUCCCGCCUCAUCAACAUUAUUCACACGAUUCCCCGUCUUCAAAUUCUAUCGAGGGUUCUCUGUAUCCAUGGUUGGUAUGAUACCCUACGCCGGGACAUCUUUCCUCGCAUGGGGUUACAUGCGUUCAUACUUCCUCCCCCCUCCUUCGAAAAAUUCCUCUUCGUCAUUGGGCAAGAGCACACAUGUAAGCCCUGUGGCCGAUCUAGCUUUCGGUGCUCUAGCAGGUGCUCUGGCGCAAACGGCUUCGUAUCCUUUCGAAGUCGUAAGGAGGCGAAUGCAAGUGGGCGGACUUACACACCCCGAUCGGUGGUUAGGUUGGGGAGAGACCAUAAGGACUAUAUAUAGCGGGAAGGGAUGGAGAGGGUUCUAUGUUGGAUUGAGUAUUGGCUAUCUGAAGGUGGUGCCUAUGACUGCGGUGAGCUUCAUGGUAUGGCAGUGGGGAAAGAGGGUAUUGGGGGUAUGACGGAAAAGGAACUGAUACUUCACAUUUACUUUACAUAUUCAUGUAUUAUAGCUCUCAACGUAGAGUCUCAGUCUUAUUCUACCUGCAUUCCCAUACUCGGCU
Molecule: messenger RNA, 1496 nt
Organism: Somion occarium
Lineage: Eukaryota; Fungi; Basidiomycota; Agaricomycetes; Polyporales; Cerrenaceae
Source: the annotation of a GenBank genome assembly